UGGAAAUUCCCUUUCCAGGCAAAAGCCGUCAGGCCCAGCAUUGCACCCCAGUGCGGAGGCUGGGAAGCUGCAUCCCACAGGUAGAGGGUGCUGCGAUAUUGCAAAUUAGAGGUCUCAUUAGGGGUGCAUUUGGAGGAGUGUGUUAACAGGAAGAAAAAAGAGAACGAGAGAAGUGAAGGGAAGAGAGAAGAAAACCAGACAUGAACUGGGAAGAGAAGAUCAUAACUCUAAAGUCCAGUUCCUGCAAGUUCUCAGAAAGGAAGAUCUGCUUUUUCCACAUGCGGUGAGUUAUUGAAUCUCCAAGGGGAACUCAGGUACCUUAUCUUUUUCUGUCUCCCUGUCUGGACUGAUUCAGCCUCCAUGUAUGGUGAAAUCUUGUCACCCAAUUAUCCUCAGGUGUAUCCAAAUGAUGUGCAGAAAUCUUGGGAAAUCCAAGUCCCUUCAGGAUAUGGCAUUCGCCUUUAUUUCACCCAUAUGGAUCUUGAACCAUCACAGAACUGCGAAUAUGACUUUGUGAAGAUUAUUUCUGGUGGCCAUGUUGAAGGCGUGCUUUGUGGGCGGAAGAAACCUCAUGCCCCUGGCUCCUUGAUUGUGGAGGAAUUUCAUGUCCCUUAUAACACCCUCACUAUGAGUUUCCAAUCAGACUUUUCCAAUGAGGAGCGUUUCACUGGUUUUGCAGCCUACUAUGUUGCAGUGGACUUGGAUGAAUGCACGGAUUUUGUGGAGGAACCUUGCAGUCAUUACUGUAAUAAUUAUAUUGGAGGUUACUUCUGUACCUGUCCACCAAAUUAUUUCCUCUAUGAGGAUAAGAGAACAUGUGGAGUGAACUGCAGUGGAAAUAUCUUCACUGAGCCAUCAGGGGAGAUUGCCAGCCCAAACUAUCCCAACCAGUACCCAGAGAACUCACAUUGUGAGUACCGAGUGGUUCUGAGUCCAGGCUACUUUGUGGCAUUGUCCAUACGCAGCGGGGACUUCGAUGUGGAACCAGCUGACUCAAAAGGGAGUUGCCACGACAGCUUAACACUUGUCUCUGGAAAGCAGCAUUUUGGUCCCUAUUGUGGCAGCAAAUUCCCAGGUCCUUCAGAAGUCAAAACUAGGAGCAACAUUCUUGACAUAAUCUUCCAGACAGACCAUAAAGUACAACAUAAAGGCUGGAAAAUACGCUACUAUGGUGAUCCUGUAACCUGUCCCUCAAGUGUCAUCCUCAACUCUGUUCUUGACCCAAAGAAGGACAGGUAUGUCUUCAAGGACAAUGUGAAGGUAACAUGUAUUGAAGGCUACGAAAUUGUAAGGCAACGAGACAGCAUCAUGACUUUUCACUCCAGCUGUCAGAACGAUGGUGAAUGGAGCAACUCCCAUUUCAGCUGUGUUCCUGUGAACUGUGGUGAUCCCAUUCUUAUUGAAAAUGCCCAAGCUGUAUACGUCUCCGAACUUCAUGAGCCUCUGUACAAAGCUGCUUUCCGGUAUCAGUGUGAUGCACCUUACUAUAUCCUAAAAACUAAAGGGGAUGGGGUGUAUCGGUGCUCAGCCAGUGGAGAAUGGGUCAAUGAAGAGAUGGGAACAAAGCUACCAAAAUGUGUCCCAGUCUGUGGGGUGCCUAGUAAUCCCAUCCAAGAAAAAGCAAAGAUUUUUGGAGGCACCCUUGCAGAAAAGGGCAACUUUCCCUGGCAGGUGUAUUUUGAUUAUCCAAGAGGAGCUGGUGUACUCAUCUCUGAAAGAUGGGUCAUGACUGCAGCUCAUGUGUUGGAGGGAUAUGACAAACCCAACAUGUAUGCUGGGGUAAUCAAUGUUGGUAGAGAAUCUCUGGACCGUGAAGCCAAACAGCUGAUCCCAGAGAUUUCAUUCAUCCAUCCUGGAUGGAGGCAGCAGCCCAUAGAAACCAGGACGGAUUUUGAUAACGAUAUUGCGUUAUUGAAGCUGAGGGAUCCUGUAAAGAUGGGCCCAAACAUCUCGACCCUCUGUCUUCCUGGUAAAUCACCUGAGUAUGAGCUGCAAGAAGGGACUUUGGGCUACAUUGCCGGCUGGGGCCAGAGAGAGAGAGGAAGACUGCCUAUUUAUCUUUGGAAGGCCCAGAUUCCUGUGGUGAACAUGGAUAAGUGCCGAUCUGUGAAACCAGAGGGCUCUGCUGAUUCUAGUGCUUACCGAUUCACUGACAAUAUGAUCUGUGCUGGUGGUGGCAAGGACAGCUGUAAGGGGGAUAGUGGUGGAGCCUAUGCCAUCCAAGAUCCUCUUGAUGACAGACGGUAUUAUGUGGCCGGGCUGAUCUCCUGGGGACCAAGAUGUGGCACCUUUGGUCUUUACACCAAGGUAAUGCAUUAUUUGGACUGGAUUACAGAGACCAUGAGCAAGCAUGAGGAUGCAGAAGAAUGGCAGGAUUAGCUCUUUCUCCUUUCAGCACAGUCACCCUUUCUAAAUGUGAUGGUUACAUGUUUAGGCUGGCUAUGAUCCUAUUUACUCUGUGUAUGUAAUGGGCCUACUCAUUGUGUCUGUGCUGAGUGGAGAGUCAGAAAUGUGUAUCUGUCUCUCCCACUGUCACUGUUUUCUGAGAAGGGAAAUUCUCUUUCUUCCACUCAUAGUAGCAUCAGAGGAAGAUACUGUUCUGGACAAAGAGGCUCUUUCUGCUUCUCAUUUUUUUUCUACCCCAUUUUUUCCCACUUGGAGAAGACUUAGCCGUGCCCCCCACCUGACAGGAAGAUUUCAAUGAAGACAAGAAAGAAUAAUUGUUGGUUCUUAGGGCAGGUUCAGAGCCUGCUUUCUGAUCUAUGUUAUGUAUUUUCUGUAUUGUUCAGAAUAUCUAACAGCAUUAAAGAAUGUCCAAAGUG
Molecule: messenger RNA, 2822 nt
Organism: Columba livia (rock pigeon)
Lineage: Eukaryota; Metazoa; Chordata; Aves; Columbiformes; Columbidae
Gene: C1S
Product: complement C1s
Exons: 12
Coding region: 361-2379 (672 amino acids)
Biological process (GO): complement activation; proteolysis
Cellular component (GO): extracellular region
Molecular function (GO): calcium ion binding; serine-type endopeptidase activity
Source: RefSeq, a predicted model, not a curated record